Molecule: messenger RNA, 2110 nt
Organism: Candoia aspera
Lineage: Eukaryota; Metazoa; Chordata; Lepidosauria; Squamata; Candoiidae
Gene: AGPAT2
Product: 1-acylglycerol-3-phosphate O-acyltransferase 2
Exons: 6
Coding region: 128-970 (280 amino acids)
Biological process (GO): phosphatidic acid biosynthetic process
Cellular component (GO): endoplasmic reticulum; membrane
Molecular function (GO): 1-acylglycerol-3-phosphate O-acyltransferase activity
Source: RefSeq, a predicted model, not a curated record
CGAGGUAGCGCCGGGCGCCUCCGCCGACUGCUGCGCUCGCCUCCGUCCGCGGCUCCGGCGCUUCGCCUCGUGCCUGCGCGCCCGGCCGGCGCUUCCGAAGCCGCGCCUCUUGGACGCCUCCGCCGGGAUGGCCUCGGAGGGGCCGCCGGGGGCCGCCGCCCUCCUGCUGCUGCUGGCGCUGCUGGCGCUGCUGGCGGCGCUGAGCCCGCGGGCCCGGUUCCGGGCGAAGAUCGGCAGCUACUGCGUGCUCUGCGUGCUCUGCUCCGCCUUCACCAGCCUCGCUUGCCUGCUCUGGAACGGCGGGCGCACCGUCCGGAACAUGACGAUCAUCAAAAAUGUGGUCCGCAGCUUCAAGUACUUAUACGGCCUGAGGCUCGAGGUGAAGGGUCUGGAGCACUUUGACAUCGAGGGUCCGUGUGUCAUCGUUUCCAACCACCAGAGCAUCCUGGACAUGAUCGGGCUGAUGGAAAUCCUUCCAGAGCGCUGCGUCCAGAUUGCCAAGAAGGAGCUGCUGUACACGGGGCCCGUGGGGAUGGUCAUGUACCUUGGCGGGGUGAUCUUCAUCAACCGGAAGAGCACCAGCACCGCCAAGUCCGUGAUGUCUGGAGUCAGCCAGGCCAUGGUCAGCGAGAACGUCAAGGUGUGGAUCUACCCAGAGGGAACAAGGAAUAUGAACGGGGAUCUUUUGCCAUUCAAGAAGGGCGCUUUUCAUCUUGCAAUCCAGACACAGGUUCCAGUCAUUCCUGUGGUCUAUUCCUCCUUUUCUUCCUUUUACAACCCGGAAAAGAAUAUGUUUACAUCAGGCAGAAUCCAGGUGGAAAUCCUGCCGCCCAUCUCAACUAUGGGCCUGACAGCUCAGGACAUUGAUGAGCUCACCAACCAGUGCUACACCACCAUGAAGGAAACCUUCUUCAGGUUGUCAGGAAGGACCAGGGAAGCCAAUGGAGAGGCCUCCAUCUGUGGGCAGUAAGGUCUCUUCCCAAAAUGCAGUGUUGGAAGGAUCUCUCUGUUGCCAAAAACUGUUGUAAUGGCCCCCUUGCUUGAUGUUGUGGGGAAAACUUUUAGGUUGUUCCUAAAGAACUGAGUGAGGGGAGGAGGAAAUUCCACUGGUGGAUAUGCUCAAACCUCUCACGUGGCCUCUCUCCCCCCACCUUCUUUUCCACAGACUGACCAGUACCAAAGAUUUCUGCUUUGGAAGGGCCCUCUCCAGUGCCCACAACCAGCGGUUUAAACCCAAGUGCCUUUUCUCUCUCGGGUAUUCCAGGGAUUGGGGACCACGGCUUCCUCCUUGCCCUCAGCACAUCUGGGGGUGAUGGUGUGGGGGCACGGGGUUAUCUCUUAGGAGAAAAGUCAUUUUGGUGGAAAGGCCCAGCAGCUCUGCCUUUUGGCUCUUUUUCCCUAGGGAAGAUGAGUCAGGUCCCGCUAUUUUAUGCAGCUACUCGUUGAGAGAGGAAUGUGCCCGAACCAGUAAUGAUCCUCGUUCAGAACAGGAGAUGCUGGGUUUUUGCUUUAAUGAGGCUGCAUCUAUUACUGUUGGUGGCAGGAUAUGUGGACACCCCGCCCAAGCUCCCCACAAGUAGGCUGGGAAGUGUGUGAAGGACCCCUGACGGUGACCCAGCAAAUUCUCUCCUCUGCUUGGCUCAACCCUGGAGUUGCUCCAGGCAGUGAGAUGCUCUACAUUGGCAGGAGAGUGCGUAGCACUAAUACGAGUAUCAGAAUGGCCAGUGUGGAGGUCUUAUAGGUAUGCUGAAGAGUCAGAGGCUGUUUGUAUGAAACAACCGCUGCUCUCUGAACCCACUUUAAAAAUUGCCUAAGAAUAAGGGAGCUUUCUUAGUUAUUUCUCCCUGUUCUUUUCUUUGAGGAUACUAUAGCUAUGUUGCAAGAGCAAGUAUUUCAAGGAUUUUAUUUCAUUGGAAGGUCACCAAAAGUUAUCUCACAUGUUUUGGGUGCUGGAGUGCAAAGCAGACAUAUUAACUGGGAAAUUUUGGGAUUCUUGUGACAGGGGAGAGAAGAGAGCUGGCCAGGGUGAUGGUAAAAAUACAGUUGGGGGAGGGAAUUUCCAAAGAGUUGUGGAUGUGCAAAGAGAUUUGAUUAAACUUACCUGCAUUAA